Messenger RNA from Penaeus indicus, 639 nucleotides. RefSeq lists its product as uncharacterized. The transcript has 7 exons. Bases 1 to 639 code for a protein of 212 amino acids. NCBI's taxonomy places the organism in Eukaryota, Metazoa, Arthropoda, Malacostraca, Decapoda, Penaeidae. The record is from RefSeq and is a predicted model, not a curated record.
AUGAGGUGGUCAGGCGCGGUGUUGGCAGCGGCCGGGGUGGUGGCAGGAGCCGGAGUGGUGGCAGCGGUGGAGUUUGAACCACAUGUGAGAGUGGAGAGAGACUACAGUUCUGGCGGAGGAGGCUUUACUGGGACUGGAGGCUACGGUGGUACAGGGGGAGGAGGAGGCAGUGGAUAUGGAGGUGGUGGCAGCUUCGGUGGCGGAGGAUACGGGACAGGUGGUGGUGGUGGUGGAACGGGCUACGGCGGUAGUGGAAGCUCGGGUGGAGGCGGUGGAUCAGGAGGGCACCCGGUCGUGAUCGUCCACCAGACCAAGGGUGGAGGUGGCGCUGCAGGUGGAAGUGGUGGAGGAUAUAGUGGAGGAGGAGGAGGAGCUGAGGUCAUCUACAUCACUGAACCGAGUGGAGGAGGUCAAGGGAGUGGCUACGGAACUCCCUUGGCCGUCCUCGCUACCCUGUUCAAUCUGGCGCCCAUUGGUAUUGGUUUCGUCACCGUCUCCGGGAAGAGACGAAGGAGGGACGUGCCUGACGAAGUGAUGAGCGAAAAACUGAGGGAAUUCUCUCAGGUCCAAGAAUACGUGCAUGAGAAUUUCGAUGUGGAGGCCGAAAAUAACAUGCAGAACCUACGAAAAUCAAUAUAA